Messenger RNA from Coturnix japonica (Japanese quail), 746 nucleotides. Its product is annotated as lipocalin-like. The record is from RefSeq and is a predicted model, not a curated record. Lineage: Eukaryota; Metazoa; Chordata; Aves; Galliformes; Phasianidae. Gene Ontology annotation, molecular function: small molecule binding.
AGCUCCCGCUCCGCUCAGCUCCGCUCAGCUGGGGACAUGCAAGCCACACUGAUCAGCAUCCUGGGGCUGGCCCUGCUUGGGGCUCUGCACGCGCAGAACAGCAUUCCUGUGCAAGCUGACUUCCAGCAGGACAAGCUCGCAGGGAGAUGGUACAGCAUCGGCCUGGCCUCCAACUCCAACUGGUUCAAGGACAAGAAGCACCUGAUGAAGAUGUGUACCACAGACAUCGCUGUCACUGCAGAUGGCAACAUGGAGGUCACCUCCACCUACCCCAAGGGUGAUCAGUGUGAGAAGAGGAACAGUCUCUAUAUCCGGACGGAGCAGCCCGGGCGGUUCAGCUACACCAGCCCACGCUGGGGCAGCAAACAUGACAUCCGUGUGGUGGAGACCAACUAUGAUGAGUACGCCCUGGUGGCCACCCAGAUCUCCAAGAGCACCGGCUCCUCCAACAUGGUGCUGCUCUACAGCCGCACCAAGGAACUUGCACCCCAGCGCCUGGAGAGGUUCAUGCAGUUCUCCCAGGAGCAAGGCCUGAAAGAUGAGGAGAUCCUCAUCCUGCCCCAGACCGACAAGUGCAUGGCAGAUGCUGCCUAGGCUGCUGCUGGAUGGAGCUCCAGGGGCACCACGAGCCGACAGCCAUCCCAUCCCAUCCCGACCCAGUGCCACAUCCACCUUUACUUCCUGGCUUUGCACCCUGCAUAUCUACCCCAUCCUUAUUCAAGCCCAUAUAAACCACUGUUUCCCUG